Messenger RNA from Medioppia subpectinata, 560 nucleotides. The record is from the annotation of a GenBank genome assembly. Lineage: Eukaryota; Metazoa; Arthropoda; Arachnida; Sarcoptiformes; Oppiidae.
AAUUCAUUGGUUCGUUAUUACAAAAACAAUUUCGCCGACGGCUUCAGACAAGACGCUAUCGAUUUGUUUUUGGGUUAUUAUAAAGUGGACGAAAAUGAAGGCAAACUCGUUAAGUGUCCGCUAAAAGAUAGACAGGAGUGGAAAUAUUUGACGUUACCCCUAUUCUUCUUGGCGUCGAUUGCAAUGUUUUUCUUCAGUUUACUCAUUCCGACGGAACAUUCGACCGAAACUUUACUCUAUUUGUUGUUUUGGUUGGCAAUGGUGUCGACGACACUCAUCGGUAUCUUCUAUUACGGCUCAGAAUUGGCUGAUUAUCCAAAGCUUAGAGAUGUGAAACCCAAACGACAAUCAGAUUAACUAUUAAUAUAACUAUUGUUUUAAUGGCAAACAUAUCUAAUUUAAUGACAUUUGGAAGAAUUUAUUGAAUCUGUUUUUCUUUUGUAGAUUUAAUGAUAAUUUAUGUUUUAAAGAAGAAUUUUAUUUUUUGAUUACUUUUAAUUUAAUUUAUAAUCAGUUAAUUAAAUAUAAUAAUAAAAUUAUUACAGAAUAAUAGCAUAAUA